GGCGGGGGCGCCGCGCCGGGCGGGCGGCGGGGCCAUGCUGGGCAAGGAUUACAUGCUGGCCAUCGUCCUGGUCAACUGCGACGACAACCUCUGGAGCGACCAGAGCCUGGAGACAGACCCUGACCUCCCCCCAGGCUGGAGGAAAAUCUGUGACUCUCUGGGUACCUAUUACUGGCAUGUGCCAACAGGCACAACACAGUGGCAGCACCCUGCACGCAGCACCGGCCCAGGAGGGCACACGGAGGCUGAUGGAGAUGACACUCUCCAUGGAAGGGAAUGCCAGGGCCCUGCAGCGAAGCACUCGGGGAAGGACCGGCCCAUUCCCAGCCCCAUGGCUUCGCUGUCCCGGAGGCACUCCCUGUCCUGGCAUGGAGAUGACUUCCAGCACAGCGCAGAGCCCGGCUCCAAGUGCUUUGCUGUGCGCUCUCUGGGCUGGGUGGAGAUCCCCGAGGAGGACCUGGCACCUGGCAAGAGCAGCAUCGCCGUCAACAACUGCAUCCAGCAGCUCUCCAACAGCAAGGGCCAGGGCUCUGCGGACAACCAGGGCGAGGGCCAGGACCUAGUGAUGAUUCUGAAGAAGGACACCAUGAGCCUGGUGGACCCCCUGGACCGCAGCCUCAUCCACCGCCAGCCCAUCCUCAACAUCCGUGUCUGGGGCGUUGGCUGCGACAACGGCAGGGACAGAGACUUCGCCUUCGUGGCCAGCGACAAGGACACCUGCGUCCUCAAGUGUCACGUCUUCCACUGCAAUGUGCCUGCCAAGGGCAUCGCCAAGGCUCUGCAUGAGAUGUGCUCCAAGAUCGUGGCCGAGCGAGCUGUAGCGAGCAGCAGGCUGCCCCGCGCCGCCACGCUGGAGCCCAUCUCCGCCGAGGACCUGCCGCUGCAAGUGGAUAUCCUAGAAGCGGUGAGGCAGUCGAUGCAGACCUACGAGGCGCUGUACAUCGGCAGCCUGCCCGUGCCCAGGGCCAUGGGGAUGGAUGUGUUGAACGAGGCCAUCGAGAAGCUGACGAGGCGCCCUGGGCGGGAGAACUGGACGCCCUCUCUCAUCUACGUGUCGGACACGGCCAUGAGGGUGCACCCGGCGCAGGUGGGGAGGGGGCAGGGGGCCGCGGCCGGAGCGGGCACGGCGCUGUCCCCGGCAGAGCGGCCCUGGGGGGCGGCGGGGCUGCCCGGGCCAGGGCUGGAUGGGCCCGCGGGGUCCCCGCAGGAGCCCGAGGAGGCGGCGCACAUCUGGGAGUGCCAGGUGCGGUACGUGACCUUCCUGGGGGUGGGCCGGGACGCGCACACCUUCGCGCUCAUCGUGGACACGGGGCGACGCUUCCAGUGCGCGGCCUUCUGGUGCGAGCCCGACGCCGGCACCAUCUCGGAGGCGGUGCAGGCCGCCUGCAUGGUGCAGUACCAGAAGUGCCUCGUGGCCGCCGCGCCGGGGGCGAAGGCGAAGAGCGCAGCCGGGAGGGGCCGGGCCGGGCCGGCGGCCGCGGGGGACGCUGCCCGCGGGGCGGCCAAGGCGGGGGGGGGCGGCGGCGGGGCGGGGGCCGGCACCCGCAAGCGGGGACUCUUCUCCUUCUUGGAGGUGUUCCGCCUCCGCCGGGCCCUCCUGCACAGCCCGUAGCGGGCCGGGCCGGGGCCGGGGCCGGGGCCGGAGCCGCCAGGGAGGAGCUCCCGGCCCC
Messenger RNA from Melozone crissalis (California towhee), 1670 nucleotides. RefSeq names its product amyloid beta precursor protein binding family B member 3 (gene APBB3). Gene Ontology annotation, cellular component: cytoplasm; nucleus. Lineage: Eukaryota; Metazoa; Chordata; Aves; Passeriformes; Passerellidae. The record is from RefSeq and is a predicted model, not a curated record. Gene Ontology annotation, biological process: regulation of DNA-templated transcription. Bases 35 to 1612 code for a protein of 525 amino acids. Gene Ontology annotation, molecular function: transcription factor binding; amyloid-beta binding. The transcript has 12 exons.